UUAAUUAUUUAACUUUAUUUUUACCGAGUUUUCAAUGAAAACGUGACAAAAUGUUGUCCCGUAAAUUGCUAAACCUCCGCCUGGGUCACCUGGCACGCCGCUGGGCCAGCACCGACCCACUGAGCAUCCAGAACGAGAAGCUACAGGCCUAUUUGGAGUCACUGCGCCAGGAGUACUACGCCGUGCGGGUGAAUGCAUCGGGGAACAGCAAAUCCUACGCCCGCCUGGCCCAGCUGGAGGGCGUGGUCAGCGCCCUGGAGCAGCGACGCGUCCUGGAGCGCCACAUCACCAGCGCCAAGGACAUGGAGCUGGAGAAGGACGAGGAUAUGCGCCAGUUGAUGCGGGAGGAGAACGAGGUCUAUGCGGAUCUGCUGGACAAGCAGGAUGGCGCUCUGCUGCAGGAACUGCUCACCCUGUCGGAUGACGAGGUCUAUCCGGCACUGAUCUUCGGCCUGAAUGCCGGUGCCGGCGGCCAGGAGGCCAUGCUGUUCGCCCAGGAGCUGUACGAGAUGUACACCGGCUACUUUGAGCACAUGGGCUGGGAUUGGGAGGAGUUUGCCAGCGAGGGCACCGACCUGGGCGGUCUGCGACAUGCUAGCCUCAUGGUCAGUGGCGAGGAUGCCUUCCGCUGGCUGCGCUACGAGGCGGGAGUCCAUCGGGUGCAGCGUGUGCCGGCCACCGAGAAAUCUGGACGGAUGCACACCAGCACGGCCUCAAUUACAGUGAUUCCCCGGCCGGCAGACAUCCAAGUGCACAUCGCCGAGAAGGAUCUGAAGAUCGAGACGAAGCGGGCGAGUGGAGCGGGCGGUCAGCAUGUGAACACCACGGAUUCCGCUGUGCGCAUCGUCCAUCUGCCCACCGGUUUGGCGGUGGAGGCGCAAUCAGAGCGCUCGCAGCUGAAGAAUCGGGAGCUGGCCAUGAAGCGUCUGCGCUCGCGUCUAGUGCAACAGCAACUGGAGAGCGCGGAGGCCAGCAAAAUGGCUACGAAGAAGGCGCAACAAGGUAGCCUCAACCGCAACGAGAAGAUUCGCACAUACAAUUUCGUCCAGGAUCGGAUCACAGACCAUAGGAUUCAGGGCGGCACGCUGCACAAUCUGGAUGGUUUCCUCAAGGGCGGCGAGCAACUGAGUGGCCUGAUCGAGAAGCUGCAGCUGGAGCAGCGAAAGGAGCGACUGAAGGAGCUGCUGGAGACGUGGCAGCCGCCCAAGGAGGAGGUUAAGAAAAACUAGAGCUACCUUUGAUUGUUACUACAUUUAUACGCCUGUGU
Drosophila takahashii is the source of this 1267-nucleotide messenger RNA. RefSeq names its product mitochondrial translation release factor 1 (gene mRF1). The record is from RefSeq and is a predicted model, not a curated record. Gene Ontology annotation, biological process: translational termination. Lineage: Eukaryota; Metazoa; Arthropoda; Insecta; Diptera; Drosophilidae. Gene Ontology annotation, molecular function: translation release factor activity.